Dovyalis caffra is the source of this 2865-nucleotide messenger RNA. The record is from the annotation of a GenBank genome assembly. NCBI's taxonomy places the organism in Eukaryota, Viridiplantae, Streptophyta, Magnoliopsida, Malpighiales, Salicaceae.
AUGGCUUCCUUUCUCUCUCCAUCUCUCUCUCAUUUAUCUCCAUUACAUAAAGACCCUUCUUCACCAAUCAAAUACAGAAUCAAAACUACAAAAUUACACAGAAAUAGACACAAAGCUGUCCGUUUUGUCCAUAGUUUACGUGUUUUUGGGUUUCAAGGAGCUUCAAAGUGCUCCAAGAGCAGUCAAAACCUGCAAUUGGAUGCACCUAGAAGCUUAAAACAAGAAAAAGAACUAGUUCUCUCAAAUGGGUUUUUCCCAAAACCUGAAAAAAGUGUAAUUCAAUGCAUUACAAGGCCCAUAGUGUAUGCAUUGUUUUGUAUUGCAAUUGGGUUUUAUCCAAUUGGUGCAUUGCCACCUCGUGCUGUGGCUGCUGUUGCGGCGGCUAGUGAAGUUGCAGUUAAAAAGAAAGAAAAAAAAUUGAAUAAAGAAUCAAACUUGCAAGAGCAUGAGUUUUCAAAUUAUACUAAAUGUUUGUUGGAGGAGGUUUCGAGGUUGUUGAAGUGUAUAGAGGAGGUUAGGAAAGGAAAUGACAGUGUAGAGGAAGUGAAGUUGGUCUUAAAGGCAGUAAAAGCAAGGAAAGAGGAGUUGCAAAGGGAGAUAAUGGAGGGGAUGUAUUUGGAAGUGAGGCAGUUGAGGAAGACAAGAGGGAAGAUGGAGAAUCGCUCAGAGGAGAUUGUGGAAGCGGUGGAAAAGGUGAGGAAAGAGUAUGAUAGUUUGAGGGAAAAGGGUGAGAAAGAGAGAAUGGAAGAAUUGGAGGGGAGAAUGAGAGUGAUGGAUGAGGAGUACACUGGCGUGUGGGAGAAAAUUGGAGAGAUAGGGGAUGAGAUUUUGAGGAGGGAGACAAUGGCAUUGAGUGUUGGGGUUAGGGAACUUUGCUUUAUUGAGAGAGAAUGUGAGGAAUUGGUGAAGAGGUUUAACCAGGAAAUGCGGCAAAAGAUUACAGACAGGUAUGCUGCAGUUGACUUGAAUAUUAUGAUUUGUCAGCAAAAGAGCUCUAUUACCAAGCUUCCAAGAUCUGAAAUUCAGAAAGAACUGGAAACUGCACAAAGAAAAUUAUUAGAACAAACGAUUCUGCCUAAUGUUGUAGAUGUUGAAGGCCUUGGGCUAUUAUUUGAUCAAGAUUCGAUUGAUUUUGCUGUACGCAUAAAACAAGCCCUUAAAGAUUCACAGAAGCUGCAGAAAGAUGUGGAGGCUCGAAUAAGGAAAAAGAUGAAGAGGUUCGGUGAUGAAAAUCGUUUGGUUGUGAAGACAUCAACAGAUGAAGUUGUGAAGGGCUUUCCAGAAGUUGAAUUGAAGUGGAUUUUUGGGGAUAAGGAGGUUGUUGUUCCUAAAGCAAUUCGUCUUCACCUGUACCAUAGCUGGAAGAAAUGGCGUGAAGAAGCCAAGGCAGACCUAAAAAGAAAAUUGUUGGAAGAUGCAGAUUUUGGUAAAGAAUAUGUGGCCCAAAAACAGGAACAAAUUCUUCUGGGUCGUGAUAGAGUAGUCUCAAAGACAUGGUAUGACGAAGAAAAAAACAGGUGGGAAAUGGAACCAAUAGCAGUUCCAUAUGCUGUCUCCAAGAAAUUAGUGGAGCAUGCUCGAAUUAGGCAUGACUGGGGUGUCAUGUACAUUGCACUGAAGGGGGAUGACAAGGAAUAUUUUGUUGAUAUUAAGGAAUUUGAAAUUCUCUAUGAAGAUUUUGGAGGUUUUGAUGGGUUGUACAUGAAAAUGCUUGCCAGUGGUAUUCCAACUAGUGUUCAUCUGAUGUGGAUCCCUUUAUCGGAAUUGGAUUUGGGUCAACAGUUUCUAUUGAUGUUAAGGCUGGCUUGCCAAUGCUUAAAUGGCAUAUGGAAGAGUAGAAUUGUUUCAUAUGGCAGAGAUUGGGUUGUAGAGAAAAUUAAAAAUAUAAAUGAUGAUGUGGUGAUGAUGAUUGUGUUCCCCAUGCUGGAACUCAUCAUUCCUUUCCCGGUAAGGAUGCGGUUGGGGAUGGCAUGGCCAGAGGAAAUAGAUCAAACUGUUGGCUCAACGUGGUACUUGAAAUGGCAAUCUGAGGCAGAAAUAAAUUUUAAGUCCAGAAAAACGGAUGAUAUGCAAUGGUUUCUUUGGUUUGCCAUUAGACUGUUUAUAUAUGGAUAUAUUUUGUUACAUGCCUUCCGGUUUCUGAAGAGAAAAGUUCCAAGACUUUUAGGUUUUGGACCUUUACGUGACAGAGAUCCAAAUUUGCUGAAGUUACGCAGAGUGAAAUACUAUGUUAAGUACAAGUUGAGGACAAUAAAAAAUAAGAAAAAAGCUGGGAUUGAUCCUAUAAGCACUGCAUUUGAUGGAAUGAAGAGGGUGAAGAAUCCUCCUAUACCAUUGAAGGAUUUUGCUAGUGUUGAGUCUAUGAGAGAGGAAAUCAAUGAAGUUGUUGCAUUUCUACAAAAUCCCAGUGCAUUUCAAGAAAUGGGUGCCCGUGCACCUCGGUGUUUUGAUGAAGUAAGCUGUUUAAAAGAGAAUGACACUGAUAGUCAUGAGUCUAGAAAACAAGAUCCUGGAUUAAAACUGGACUUUAAGUGUUUUGAUUUUGCACAAGAUAGCGAUUACAUGGGAGUUCUUAUUGUAGGUGAGAGGGGAACAGGAAAGACGUCUUUGGCACUGGCAAUUGCUGCAGAAGCUAGGGUACCAGUUGUAAAAGUUGAAGCCCAGCAGUUGGAGGCUGGGCUAUGGGUUGGCCAAAGUGCUUCCAAUGUCAGGGAACUGUUUCAGACAGCCAGGGAUUUGGCCCCUGUAAUCAUCUUUGUGGAGGAUUUUGACCUUUUUGCUGGUGUCCGUGGCAAAUUCAUACAUACUAAAAAGCAGGAUCACGAGGCUUUCAUUAAUCAACUUCUAGUGGAACUUGAUGGGUAA